This is a messenger RNA of Cuscuta epithymum, 2573 nucleotides long. The record is from the annotation of a GenBank genome assembly. Lineage: Eukaryota; Viridiplantae; Streptophyta; Magnoliopsida; Solanales; Convolvulaceae.
AACCCAUCAACGGCUGAGAUCAUCAUUCCAGGUUCCGAAUCACGUUUCUCUCUUCCAUGCCAGCUUCGCCCGAACUAUAUAUUCCUCAUUCUCUCUCCAGCUUACUCGAACUUUCCCUCUUCCUCUCUGUCGAGAAUAAUCUCUGUUUCAGAGUGAUUUGCCAUAAUUCUCUCUUCAGAGGUCAAAAGGCUCGUCAGUGUACGGGCGGAGUUUGAUUUUUCAAGCUUUUUUGCCCCCUCAAUCCCGUGGGUUUCUCCGGGCGGAAGUGAUUUGUGGAGGGAAAUCACUUUUGUGGCCAUGUGAUAUUUAUCACUACGAUUUUAAUUUUGUUUGUUUGUCAAUUUGAGAUCUGGUUGAACGAGGCGGUGUUUUCUUGCCACUUCCCGCGCUAUUCUGAGUCCAAUUCGUCUGGACUAGGUGCCGUAUGAAAUUGAGAGAAUUGGGUAUUAGACGGGAGAUAGAGCUUGUCCUUUUGUGUUAAGAAUUGCUGAAGACCUUUUAAGAGGAGGUGUCAAUAUGGGAGUUGACUUUGCGACAAUGUUUUCGAACUUGGGGACCUCGGAUCAUGCUUCUGUGGUGUCCAUGAACUUAUUUGUGGCUCUUAUAUGUGCGUGUAUUGUCAUUGGCCAUCUGUUGGAGGAAAGCCGUUGGAUGAAUGAAUCCAUUACUGCUCUCAUGAUUGGAGUAUGUACUGGUGUUGUGAUUCUACUCACUAGUGGAGGGAAAAGCUCGCACAUUUUGGUGUUCAGCGAGGAUCUUUUCUUCAUCUAUCUUCUUCCACCAAUCAUUUUUAAUGCUGGGUUCCAGGUGAAAAAGAAGCAAUUCUUCCGCAAUAUCUCAACUAUUAUGCUUUUCGGAGCAGUUGGCACUUUGAUAUCCUUUAUCAUCAUAUCAUUGGGAGCUAUUGGCAUCUUAAAGAAAAUGAGUAUUGGCAAUCUUGAGAUAGGGGAUUAUCUUGCAAUUGGAGCAAUUUUCUCUGCAACAGAUUCUGUAUGCACACUGCAAGUACUCAAUCAGGAUGAAACACCUUUACUCUACAGUUUAGUCUUCGGAGAAGGAGUUGUAAACGAUGCCACAUCUAUUGUCCUAUUUAAUGCAGUUCAAAACUUCGACUUGUCCAAUAUAAACUCUGCUGUGGUUCUGCAAUUAUUCGGAAACUUUUUUUAUUUAUUUAUCUUGAGCACUCUCCUUGGAGUUUUUGCUGGUUUGCUGAGUGCAUUUGUUAUUAAGAAGCUAUACUUUGGCAGGCACUCCACUGAUCGUGAGGUUGCAAUUAUGAUUCUUAUGGCGUAUUUGUCAUAUAUGCUCGCUGAAUUAUUUGCUUUGAGUGCCAUCCUGACAGUCUUUUUCUGCGGGAUUGUCAUGUCACACUACACUUGGCAUAAUGUCACCGAAAGUUCUAGAGUCACCACCAAGCAUGCGUUUGCUACAUUGUCAUUUAUUUCUGAGAUAUUUAUAUUCCUUUAUGUUGGCAUGGAUGCUCUAGACAUUGAAAAAUGGAGAUUUGUAAGUGACAGCCCGGGAACAUCAAUUAAAGUAAGCUCAAUACUUUUGGGUCUGGUUUUAGUUGGAAGAGCUGCCUUUGUAUUCCCUUUGUCAUUUAUAUCCAAUGUGACUAAGAAGUCCCCGGGUGAAAAGAUUGACAUAAGACAGCAAUUUAUUAUAUGGUGGGCUGGGCUAAUGCGAGGGGCUGUAUCUAUGGCUCUUGCUUAUAACCAGUUUACAAGGUCUGGAUACACCCAGUUACGUGAGCAUGCAAUAAUGAUCACAAGCACUAUAAGCGUUGUUCUAUUUAGCACAGUGGUUUUUGGGCUGAUAACCAAACCUUUGAUCAGAAUAUUGCGGCCCUCACCAAAACACCUAAGCAGAAUGAUAUCUUCCGAACCAGUGUCACCAAAAUCAUUCACUGUUCCGCUUCUUCUAAGCCGAGAGGAGGGUUCAGAGGAUAAUCUUGAAGGAGGAGGGGGGCACGUGCCCCGUCCACCCAGUUUGAGGAUGUUGUUGGCAACCCCGUCUCACACCGUCCAUCACUACUGGAGAAAAUUCGAUAAUGCAUUCAUGAGACCCGUCUUUGGCGGGCGAGGCUUUGUCCCGUAUGUACCUGGCUCACCUACUGAACAGAAUGACCCUCAACAGUGGCACUGAGCAAGAAGGCUAUGCCCGUUCAUCUGCCCUGCCUGUCUGUCCAUGCUUUUGACAUGGAAAGAAAGUUUUUGUUGUGCUUUUUUUCUUGUUUAUAUUUUUUGGAUGAUGGUAUUAGGGUGAAGAUUUUGUAAAUGGGCAAUUAGAUAGAUUGCGUGCUUAUUCUACUAUGUACUACAUAUUUUUUUUUUUUAUAAAUUUUAGUUGAUGAGGCUUACUCUGGGCGACGCUUACCAGUUCAUUUACUGUAAAGGUGCUAAUUGUUCCUAGUUUCCUACUCUUGAUGAUUCUGUAGAAAAUCAGGGAAGGGUGUAUAGAUUAUGUUUUAUGUAUCCCCGAGCACUUCUUACUCUUAACGGCAUUUAUCAUUUACCCUUCUUUGAUACUUUGCAUAGGUGUCUGGUGUCCCUUUGGUGAUCUCUGAUUAACGC